Messenger RNA from Callorhinus ursinus (northern fur seal), 4656 nucleotides. RefSeq names its product sterile alpha motif domain-containing protein 9. Gene Ontology annotation, molecular function: protein binding. NCBI's taxonomy places the organism in Eukaryota, Metazoa, Chordata, Mammalia, Carnivora, Otariidae. The record is from RefSeq and is a predicted model, not a curated record. Gene Ontology annotation, cellular component: cytoplasm.
AUGGCAGCACAACUGAACCUGACAGAAAACACGGAUGACUGGACAAAAAGAGAUGUAAAUCAUUGGUUGGAAAAUCAUAGAAUUCAUCAAAAGCAUAGGGAAAUGUUGACUGCAAAAGAUGCACAUGGAGCAAUCCUGGAGUGGUUAACUAAAAAUUACCUUGUUGAUAUGGGCAUAACACAUGGAUGAGCUAUCCAACUAGAACAGCUAUUCAAAGAACCGCAGAAAACAACCUCUGAAAAUCUUAUUCAGACAUGUAAGAUGAAAAAGGUAGUAAACUGUUCCAAAAAUACAACCUUGAUGCAAGAGGAAAAUGGAGAAACUUCAAAGCAAAAGCAAAAUGAUAAAGAGAAAUCAGCUAUGGCUAAUGCCUCUACAAUGACUACAGUUACUAAAGGUUCUUAGCCACUAAAAACUAAAUUUGUGAAAGAUGAAAUAGAUGACACAAAGGAAAAUCAGUCAUCCAGAGAACUGACAUGUGUAUCAUACCUUUUUGAUGAAUAUGACCCAUAUCACUACAAAUUGAAUUUUAGUCUACAGCCUGAAACAGGACCACUACUCAAUCUCAUUUAUCCAAUACAUGAAUUCAAAGCCUUCACAAAAAACACCCACAGAAGAAAUGUUAAGAUGAAAUUUAGCAAUGAAGUUUUUCAAUUUUCUUCAGUUUGUAAGAAUUCACUUACUAAUGGCACCAUUCAUUUUGGAGUCAAAGGCAAACCUCAUGGAAAAACUUUUGACAUGAAAGUCACCAAGUACACCAAGGAAGCUCUCAUUGACCACUUCAAACUGAUGAUCCACCAGUAUUUUGAAGACCAUCAGGUCCCAAAAGCAAUGAAGUACAAUUGAGAGCCAAGAUUUGUAGACAUUUUACUGCCAAACAGUAAGUAUUCUGACAGAUUUGUUAUUGAAGUGAAUGUCAUUCAAAAGUACUCUGAAUGUGAACAUGAUUAUUUCCAGACUAAAAUGCAAAAUCACAACAACAGAACAUGGAAACAAAAUUCAAAAUACUUAGUCUUCAUGCAAGAGAGGGGCAGAUCUAAGGACAUGAUGAAAAUUAAUGCAGAUUUCAGAGCAUUUAAAUUAGAUUUAAAAGCACUGGCAGCUAGAAAAGAGGCAGAAGAAAAAUGCAAAAUAAAAAUGAAUAAAAAGGAGAGUAACGGACCAACACUUGUUAAAUUGUUGAGAGGAAAUCAGGGUUUGUUUGAUAAUUCAUACCACAACUGGUACAUUCUUGUAACAAAUAAAUGCCAUCUGAAUCAAAUAAAACAUCUAGAUCUCCUAAAGGAAAUUAAAUUAUUUGCUCUGUUGGAGUUUAAUCCCAAGUCUGUGAGCAAGGGGGCAGUCAAGGCUUACAAAAAAAGCCAAGUAGCAAACCUUCACUUUCCAAGUCUGUUCAUGGAGGGGAAAGCUAUACAAAAUGCAAAGAUUUCUAGUCUGAAUCUUCAACAAUGCAGCUGGAUUUUCAGCAAUGGCAGGUUAGACCUUAACAGUGAAAAAUAUAAAUCCUUAGAUCCAAGUUCCUGGCAAAGAGAAAGACUAUUACUCUCUAUUACUCUAUUAUUCUCCUCCAGGGGUGACUCAAGAGACCUCCUCCUUGAGACCUUCUGUGCUUUCUACCAAGAUCUCAAAGGACUGAAAAAUAUAUUGUGUAUUUGUGUACACUUACACAUAUGUCAGGGAAAAGAUCUACUUGAAGCAAAAUUAACGAACCAGUAAAAUGAAUUAUCAAGCUAAUGUAUUUCUGACUUAAAUCGUGAAGAGAUAAAUGGCACUAUUCUUAAACUAAAAUCUGUCACUCAAUCUUUAAAGAGAUUUUCUCCAUUGGUUCAUCUAACUGUCCUUCUGAAAAAAGAAGUUGUCAUGACCACUCUGGAAAUUCUCUGUAAAAAUGAAUAUGAAGGUACAGUCUUAGAGAAGGACAAAAAUAAAGUAUUUGUAUUGGCAUCAAAAGAGGAAGACUUCUAUCGAGGUGGUAAAGUAUUAUGGUAGAACUUCAAUUUUUCUUCUAUAAAAUACAUAAUAAAAUUUUUUAAAAAGAAAGCAAAGCUUGAAGCAAUGAGUAUAAACUGGACAGAUUCUCCUAAACCAACAUGUGCCAAAAUUAUUCGUCCAUAUUAUCAUCCAGGCUGUGAUGGGACUGCCUUGGCUGUGCACAUUCUUUCGCAAAUAAGGAAGAAACUUAGAUGUGCUAUGCUGAAGAACAAAACGGGAUUUUUCUGAAAUUGGAGAACAGUGACUAAUUUAAUCACCUUUGGGGCAACCAACCACUAGGAAAACUUACUUGGACUGCUCCUUGUUGAUGAUUUUAAAAAACAAAAUAAUGUCUAUCUUCUCCAGGCCUCUAUAGCUGUAGCUAAUAAGUACAUUUGGUAUGAGAAACCUCCAGUGAUCCUCCUAAUUUGCAUGAGAUCACAGAGUCCUGAAAAAAGUGCCAAGUCUCAUGAUAACAUCCUAAUAUAACAACUAUCUCCCAAAGAACAGAGCUUAAUAGAAAAAAAAAAAAAUGAAGCACAACAUAAAAAAUUUAAAGAUUUUUAUUUCUCCAUGAUUAUGAGAAACAAUUUUUAAUAAAAAGUACAUAGAAAAUGUGGCCAGAAAAAAAAAAAGAAAUUUAAAAAAGAAAAUGUGGCUAGGAACAUCCUGAAAAGACAAAAUACUUCCACCAAGGAAACAAAACUCUUUUCUUUGCUGGCUCUUCCUAAUUCAUAUAUGCCUGAUAACACUAUUUUAUUAUCAUAGUGUGAAAAAUUCUUAGGAGUCACAAACAAGAAGUUUUUCUGGGGAACAGAAAAACUUGAAGACAAGAUAGGCACUAACUCUACAAUUCGGAUAAAAUUGGAAUGUGGAAAGUACUGUGUAGUGCAUAUUAUUCACCCUUUGAAUGCCAUUUGCUCACUGGAAGAACUGAAGAUAAGCUAUUAUUUGGAUUAAAGUCAAAUUAUGCUGGAAAUGCUAACAGAAAAUGUGUUCUAUGAUACUGGUAUAGGAAAAAGUAAAUUUUUCUAAUAUACACAAACACUGCUGCUCCCCAGACAGCAUAAUGAACAUGAAGGUGAAACUGGAACUUGAUUUUCCCAUUUAUUAAGCACACAUAAAAAUGAGGGAAAUGUGUCAGUCAAAUAGGUGUUGCUUGAAGGUAUUCAGUCAAAAUACAUUCAUUUACCAAGUUUUGCAAGACACUUCCACAUUAAAGGAUUUUGCAAUGCUCUAAAUUAGGCAAAUAAAAAAAAAAAGAUAGAACCUGAGAAUUCUUAUACCUCAGAUACACUGGGUCUUAUACCUCAGAUACUGGGUCAAGUCUACAAAAGUAAAAUAAGAUGGGGAAUAGAGGGUAAUGGAAGAAGCAAGAACAUUUCGCUUGAUGAUUUAACUGAUCUUCUGGAUGUAGCUGUAUAUGCCUCCAGUACAUUCAAAGAAUCUCAACAGCAAAGUGAAGAUAGAGAGUAUGAAGCGAAGGAAAGUCUUCAGAAGUAAAAAAUAUGGUACGAAACUUACAAUAUAGCUAGAUAUCAAGAGAUAGAAGUUGGGCUCUACACAAUCCAGAUUCUCCAGCUCAAUCCUUUUUUUUUUGACAAUAAAAAUGAAAUGUCUAAAAGACAUUUGAUCAAUUUCAUCAGUAGUGAUAUUGCUGGAGAUCCAAAGAAUGAAUUUAAAUUAGCCCUUAAGAACUUUAUUCCUUAUCUAAUUAACUUGCAAUUUUCUUUGAAAGAAUCCUUUAACUUUUUUGAUGGUUAUUCUGUCCUUCUAAAAGUCAGGAACAACAUUAAGCAAAAAGAACAGGCCAAAACUCAGAGAAAGAUGGCUGUAUAUUAAAAAUUUGCAGAUAUAUUUGGUCCCUUAGGGAAAGCACAAAACAAAGAUCUCAAAUCAAGGCUUAGUUUGCCACUUCAAGUAGAACUUUAUCAGCGAAGUCUACAAUUUUUAAAAGCAGACAAGUUUUCUGGACUGGUGGGAAGAUGUCUUAUCGAAAGUGAAGAAGAUGGUAUAAGCUCCAUGGAAGAUACAAUAAACAAAUACACUUUUCUUUUUGAACAAUCCUGGGGCAAGACUAUGAAUGCAUUACGGCGGAGGGCCUCAGAAGGAGGAUCAUCCGCUUCCGGAUCGCGGUUGUCCGGAAGUCGUCGGGAAGUUGAAAUCACAGAAAGCCAAGUAGCGGAUGAGCCGGGACUACUGUAUAUAAGGCUCUCCUCAACUACAAAGCGGGUCUCAACACGGGAGGCAGCAAUGAGCAACGGUCAGGCCGGAACCUGUAGAGCCAAACUGGCCCACAGGCGGCUUUCUGAAUGCCUUGGCCUGGGACCUGCCAUCCUCCAGCCCUUCCCCCCCAACCUUACCCUGGCCCACGCCAAGACCUCAAGGCCACACACUGGCUGCUCCUGGCAGCUGUGCUCCCAGAUGCCAACCGCUGGAAUGUGUUUUAUGUUCCUGAGCCUCUGCCUGGCUGGCCUCAGGGGAAGGCGCUUCCCCAGCCUCACUGGCUUCAGUGCUGGGCUGUGGCAGCAGGAGGACUGGGAUGAGAUCAGUUUACAGACGGGCCUUUCACCCUCACAGGAACUGCCUGUCUGCACAGAUUCUGAGCAGGGGGCACACGUGAGCUCCUCCAUAGGGCUACAGGACCACGGUUCUCUUUGGCCUGUUUCUGUAGUACGUGGCUGA